UUUCGAGUUAAUCUGCCCUAAAAACUGUUGAAGCCGAAAAGAGUAGCCUUUAGUUCAUUUCUAUCCUUAUGGGGACUUGUAUUUAUUGAUUCGAAUUGGGGUUUCUCAUCUUUUUUUUAUCGGUGUGAUCUUGUGGUCUCCAUUCUCGCCUGUCCGCAAUCUUUAGAUCCGGGUAUUCUCAAAUGGCGGAUCAUCAAGACGACGAGGAUUUGGAAUUGGCUCUUAAGAUGAGUAUGCAGUACAAUCCUCCAGAGCCCAAACGGAGCAAACCCAUUGAAGAAACCGGAUCUGAAUCUCAAUUCGGUGGUGAAUCGCCAGAGGCCAAAACACGGCGGUUGCAGCGGGAGCUCAUGGCUGCUGCGGCAGAGAAACGAAUCAUGUCUCUUCCUAAGAGCCCUCCUGCUCAACCUAAGCCCAGAGCUCUGGCGUUGCCAAUUACGGUUGCUAAUAGCUCUAACGAGAUGGGAUCCGGUGUUGGUUUGGAGUUAUCCCCAGAAGAGUCUAAUCAGUUGUUCACAAUGGUGUUUGGGAAUGAGGUUUCAAAAAGUGUACUUGCACAGUGGACCAAUCAAGGCAUCAGGUUUAGCCCUGAUCCUGAAACCACUAUAGGGUUAGUGCAGCAUGAAGGUGGGCCCUGCGGUGUUUUAGCAGCAUUACAAGCAUUUGUUCUUAAAUACCUUAUUUACUUUCCGGAUGACAUAGGGAAAGGUUCCCCGAGUUUGGGUGUCAGAAUAUCUAAAAACCCUUAUGUCGCUUCAGACUCUUUCUCAUCUAUACCAGAAGAAGCAAAAACAAGGGCUCUUGUUAGAAGCAUGUGUGAGAUUCUAUUCAUGUGUGGAAACAAUAACCGCGCUGUAGUAGCGAGUUUCCCUAAUUAUGAGGAUCUCAAUACUAAUCAGAAAGAUGAGGUAAUGGCUGCUGGUCUCCCUAUUGAGACUGCUUCAGACUUGCAGAAGAUCUUAAGAUUUGAGACAUUCACAACUCAGUCCAGUGCCUUUGAUAAGAUAGAAGGCACAAUAACUGCUUUCCAGAGUCGCAUGGGUGCUUUGCUAUUCCUUAUUUCUGCUUUACUCUCCCGUGGACUGGAUACUGUUCAAAACGACAGGGAUGAUCCAAACCUCCCCCUAGUAACUGCACCAUUUGGACAUGCCUCCCAGGAAAUCGUAAACCUGCUAUUGUGUGGUGAGGCGGUUCCUAAUGUUUUUGAUGGAAGGAUUGAUUUUGGAGACGGCUUGUUUCUGAAAGGCAUAUCUAAGAAUGUGGAGGUGGGCUUCCUGACGUUGCUUGAGUCUCUCAAUUUCUGCAAAGUCGGUCAUAAUCUCAAAUCUCCCAAAUGGCCAAUAUGGGUCCUUGGCAGCGAGUCACAUUACACCGUCCUGUUUGCACUCGAUCCAUCUGUCCAGGAAGAAAACGAACUUGAGCUGAGAGAGUCUCAGAUAAGAAGAGCUUUCGAUGCAAGAGACCAAAGCGGAGGAGGAGGUUUCAUCAGCGUUGAGGCCUUUCACCAAGUUGUUCAGGAAACAAACAUUAGAUUGCCAACUGAGAAGAUGACUGAGAUCUGCGCCAUGGGGUUCAUUGUGUGGAGCGAGUUAUGGAAACUGAUCCUGGAGUUAGACAGAAACUUGGGAGGGAUCAAAGAUUCAUCAGGAAUGAUGGGAACGAAAAUGUUUGAUGUUUAUCACUUCAAUGGCAUUGCUAAAUCAGAUAUAAACGGUGGUGGUCAAGCUAUGGCUGUCGAAGUUGGGACGGUUCCUAUGCAGAGGCCAAGGCUCACGAAACUAACCGUCUCUGUUCCUCCUAAAUGGACACCAGAAGAGUACAUGACCAGCAGCUCUGGCAAAGACUCAGAAGUGACCCAGCCUAAGCCGGCACAGCAUGCACCAUUGGUGGAUUGUAUCAGAACUCGGUGGUCACGAGCCACUUGUAGCUGGGCUGGAGAUCCUCCAAGUAUAGUCUGAAGAAUGUUAUAUUAUGGAAAAAGGGGAAAUCGCUUAUUUGAACUUUCGUGCGUUGUCCGUUUUUUCUUUUGUUGUAUUCAUAUAGAACUUUUGUUAUUUGUUGAGAGUGAACAUUAUUUGAGACAAAUGAAUAUGCUCAACUGAUGGAUAUAAUUUUCUGUUCAACCGAAUGCA
Eruca vesicaria subsp. sativa (arugula) is the source of this 2132-nucleotide messenger RNA. The record is from the annotation of a GenBank genome assembly. NCBI's taxonomy places the organism in Eukaryota, Viridiplantae, Streptophyta, Magnoliopsida, Brassicales, Brassicaceae.